GCUCAGAGUACAUUUAUAGGAAAUCCACGAGAAGAAGAAGGAGAUCCGUACUCGUAUAUCUUUUGAUGGUGUGAAAGUACCCGGUGGACUACUUUUUUUUCGGUUACGGCGCGAACCUCUCAUAAGAGGAGAAAGUGAUUUGAUAAUAAUUGUUACGUGAAUAGUUUUGUUUUUUCAAUCAGCUUGAAAAUGGAUGCUGACCAGUUUAGGGAGUUUGGUAGAGCCGCAGUGGAUUAUAUUGCUGAUUAUUAUGAGACUAUUAGAGACAGACCGGUCCUACCGAGCGUCCAGCCCGGUUACCUGGACGAUCUAUUGCCCAAAGAUCCACCGCAAAGCGGUGAAUCCUGGCGCGACGUCCUACAAGACGUUGACAGAAUCAUCAUGCCUGGAAUCACUCACUGGCAGAGCCCAAAUUUUCACGCCUACUAUCCAACCGCUCAGUCGUUUCCCAGCGUUGUUGCCGAACUUAUGAGCGCUGGAUUUGGCGUCGUCGGACUCAGUUGGAUCGCUAGUCCAGCAAUGACGGAACUCGAAGUCGUCAUGAUGAAUUGGCUCGGUAGAAUGUUGGAGCUGCCCGAACAAUUCCUGAAUUGUUCCGAAGGUCCCGGCGGAGGAGUGAUACAGGGUUCUGCGAGUGAAGCCACCUACGUAGGCCUCCUGGCGGCCAAAGAAAAAAAAGUCAAAGACCUCAUAACGGAAAAUCCUCAACUCAGCGAAGCGGAAAUCAAAGGAAAAUUAAUAGCCUAUUCUUCGGACCAAUCAAAUUCGUCUGUGGAAAAAGCCGGACUAUUAGGUUCAAUGAAAAUGCGUCUGUUACCGACAAACGGACAAGGACAAUUGACAGCUGACACUUUACAAGAAGCCAUCAACAAAGACAAAGAAGCCGGCUUGAUUCCUUGUUAUUUUGUGGCUAAUUUAGGUACUACUCCGACAUGUGCCUUUGACAAUCUUGAAGAGCUGGGUCCGAUUUGUAACCGAGAAGAAGUUUGGCUGCACGUCGACGCCGCCUACGCCGGUACCGCCUUCAUUUGUCCCGAGUACCGCCAUUUAAUGAAGGGCGUCGAAAUGGCCGACUCAUUUAACUUCAACCCGCACAAAUGGAUGCUUGUCAACUUUGAUUGUUCCGCUAUGUGGAUCCGUGAUGCUAAGUACCUAGUAGAAGCAUUUAACGUGGAACGUAUUUAUUUGAAGGACCAACAUAAGGGGCUGGCACCUGAGUACCGUCACUGGCAAAUUUCUUUGGGUCGUAGGUUUAGGGCCUUGAAAAUUUGGUUUGUUUUGAGAAUUUAUGGGGUUGAAGGUAUUAAGAAACAUGUGCGCAAUCAAGUGGGUUUGGCCAAGUACUUUUCCGCACUAGUUGAGAAAGAUUCCCGGUUUGAAUUGUGCUCGUGCAGCAUGGGUUUAGCAAGUUUCAGGCUCAAAGGUGACAACGCACUGACCGAAAAACUCUUGCAAAAGAUCAGCGACAAGAAAAAUCAGUUUUUGAUCGCAGGCCAUUUGAACCAUCGAUACGUCAUACGUUAUGCCAUCUGUAGUCGUUUGACCGAACAACGUGACGUCGAUUAUUCUUGGAGGGAAAUCCUAGAAGCUGCUGACGAAUUGGUACCGCGUGCCAACAAGAAACUUAUUAUUGAGGUAGCUGAAAAACAAGGGUUGCUCAAUAUUGAAACUUGCAAAGCUGACAAGAGUGUGGAAAAAACAAAAUAGAGGGCGUUAGUAUUGUUGUUUAUCUUUAAUUUUUUAUUUUUGUUAAUUGAUUAUUAUAAGAAACCAAAGUUGUUUGAGAGAAGUAGGUUGUCUGAUAACUUUAUGACGUCAUUUGUGGUGCCCAGGUUACCCAUUACCAGACAACCUAUUUACUUCAAAAACCUUGAUAAGAAACUUAGUUUGUAGUGCGUUCAGUAUUAUGUGAUUGUUUGUUUUCUUGUAGGUUAGUGUUUGUGUAUUUUUGCGAUUUUUCAAAGAAUCUGGCAACGUUGCUAUUUGCACUCGAUUAUAUUCAAAUUAUUGCCGCAAAAUUAUCAAUGCAAUGUU
Molecule: messenger RNA, 2034 nt
Organism: Ceutorhynchus assimilis (cabbage seed weevil)
Lineage: Eukaryota; Metazoa; Arthropoda; Insecta; Coleoptera; Curculionidae
Source: the annotation of a GenBank genome assembly